Molecule: messenger RNA, 3283 nt
Organism: Pseudogymnoascus verrucosus
Lineage: Eukaryota; Fungi; Ascomycota; Leotiomycetes; Thelebolales; Thelebolaceae
Exons: 1
Coding region: 229-2430 (733 amino acids)
Biological process (GO): regulation of DNA-templated transcription; DNA-templated transcription
Molecular function (GO): DNA-binding transcription factor activity, RNA polymerase II-specific; DNA binding; zinc ion binding
Source: RefSeq, a predicted model, not a curated record
GUGACUGUAUACUGCCCUGUUCAACCCGAGAUCCAUCCUUACCGGGGUAAACAAGAGCAGACACCGUCCUACGCUCAUACAUAAUAUAACAGUGCUCGUUUUCUAUUUCUUUCGCGGGAGAGUAACUUCUCGCAUCAGCCGCGCUCACGAUCGAAAUUUUUCAAUUUUAGCCACGCACGCGAUACAAAGUCUCCCUAUCGCGGCACUUGUGGACCCUUGGAUGCGAAGAUGCCAGACGAAGGCCAAAAUGGCCCUGUCCGGUUACGCGCAUCGCGGGCUUGCCAGACAUGUAGUCUGCGAAAGGUGCGAUGCGAUGCGACAGAGGUCGGACUUCCCUGUAGCCGUUGUCGCGUAGACAAGUCUCCCAACUGCGUUCUGGUUUCAUCGAAACGAGGAACAUACGCAAGAAGGCAGACUCGCCUCACGAGUCCCUACGAGAGGACCACGAGUGUGAAAAUCGAUGCGCAGUCGAGCAACACACGCUACCCAUCUUCCGACGAUGCACACUCGACACGUAGGAGCAUAUCAUCGGUGGAGUCGGCCCAGCCGAAUCCCGUGACCUAUCCAUCAGAGUUCUCCAACGCAACAUGCCAAGAUUCAACUCAACCAACCGAUUCGGAAACGAUGGAAUUUGACAAACCGGACAACGUGAUGAACACAUUUGAAAGUCAGAGCUUUGCGACGCCAACAAUACUACAGCAACAUCGAGACUCACUCACAUCGAUGUUCGAAAGGUUUAUGGAACAGCAAGGCCAGAAUCCCGAGGACUCUACCAAGUGUGGCAUCAUUUUUAUGAGCGGGGCAUCUCCUCUGACCUUUGCGCUAGAGGGGGCCCAACGUAGCAACCACAAGGCAGCUUUACAUGAUGCUGGCUCGCAUUUUCCCAAGGGCGAUGACAUAGGGACAAUCGAGGAUGACGCCCAUCCGUCACAUCUGUCACCGCAGGAUAUAGGCUAUCUUAAAGUGAAAGGUGUCUUUCAACGUCCGACGAGCGAGGUCAGGGAUGCAAUGGUUACAGCUUUCGUAGAGAGAUUCUAUCCCUCAUACUCUAUCGUUGAUCUUGGCGGAUUCAAAGAGUCGUUUAAGGCAGGAACCCCGCCUUGGAGUUUGCUCCACGCAGUUUGUUUUAUUGGAGCUACGUUCUGUGACUUGAGCGUGAUCCACCGAGGUGGCUUCAAAGGGCGUUUGCAUGCACGACGUCACUUCUACGAUAAGGCAAAAUUAUUAUUUGAUAUUGGCUACGAAACGAACAAGAUUGUACUACUUCAAACUGUUAUUAUGCUCUCGUUCUGGGGCCCACAGAUGAAGAGUUAUUGGAAUCCAUGUUCCUGGAUUGGCUUUGGUGUUACCAUUGCAGAAUCUCUAGGGAUUCAUAGGAUAAACACGUCUACCGACAUGGAUGCGAAGCGGAGGAGCUUGCUAAAACGGUUGUUUUGGGUUCUUGCCGUCCGGGAUGCGUAUUGUGCGGCGUUGUUAGGUCGUCCUUGCCGGCUCAACAUAGCUCAGUGCGACACGGAACCGCUGACCCUAGACGAUUUCGACCAUGAUGAACUAUGCCCGAGACAAGACCAUACAAAGUGCCAGUCACAUGGCCACUAUCAAAUCCAAGUCUCGAAGCUCUCACUCAUUCUUCGGAGCAUCAUCAUAGCGCGAUUUGGUCUAGGGAAGAAUACCAACCAGACAGCUCAUCUCCAAAACACAAUGGACAUGUGGCAAUCCGAGCUGCCGCCGUCUCUGAGCUGGUGGCGGCAGCAGGGGCGGACGACUGAUAUCCUUUCUAUAAGCUUAAAAAUAAUUUUCCACCUACAACUUAUCCUCAUCCAUCUCGAUAAACCAGGCGAAGCGGAAGCGACAGCCGCUCAUGCCACUACAGGCUUGUCGAACGGCUUCACUUCAUCGUUUCAGAUUGUUGAAUCGGCAGCGCAAAUGAUCUCAUCAACGGCUAUCACAAUCAUUGCCAACUCAAUGCUUGGUGUGAUGCCCCAUGAGAUAUUCUCGGGUUUCUUUGUGGCAGGCAUCGUUUUCUACCAGGGGAUCAAGCAACCGCAAGACUUUUUGGCUGGUCUGCCCAGGUCGGCGCUAGAUAACUGUCAAAUGGUGAUUAGUGAAGCAAGCGAGAGAUGGGAUCCAGCAAAUUGGGUGAUGAGAAUAUUUGAUUUCUUGCUGUCUAGCAGCGUCAACAAUACGGAUACAACUGCGCAAAUAGCCUGGAAUAAACCUACGGUGGACAAUACCUCUCAGGGGCUAGACACGAUGCCUGUUUCGGGCGAUGAUUACGUUCCAAAUAUGAUGCCGGAAGACGACAUCCUGCACUCUAUUGAUUUUGACUCGCCAACCUAUCAAGGCAUGGCUUCGAUGCCCAACGAGUUCUUUCUGAUGUCUAAAUUCCUGCCCAUGCCCCUAGGAGACUCUUCGUUCAUGCCGAUGUAGGGCAGUUCGGCUUGAAUGGGACCGGUAUGGCAUAAUGAAUUGUGACCCGGGACCCGGGUGACUUUCGGUGGAUUUGGAGGUGCGGCAUCCUCUAGAAAUAAAGCUACGCCAGAUCGUUAACCCAGCGUCAUACCCCAACUUAAUGGCGCACGAUUACAGUCCUCAGAUAAUCCUCGGGUCAUCCUUAGGCCGUCCUCCGUGUUUAGUUCCUGCAAUCUACAUAGCGACCGACUAUCGUUUCUUCGUUGAAGGAUAUCGUGGGGCAUCGUAUGUUUACACCGUGAUGGGGACCGGUCAUACCAGUUGCGGCUCGUGGAGGCGGUCCGCCGGCAGGGCCUCGAUGGCACGGGCUGCUCCCGUAGUAUUUGCGGAAGAUAGCUCUAGGGAGGCUACGGAGGGUGUGCGAGUUGCUCUGGUAGGGACUAUGGGAUCUUAAGUGGCCUAAAUGCAUGGCUAGCACACAGACACGCAAAAGAUCCCCAAGGAUUUCAAUUUACAGCACCGAGAGUUAGCGAACUCCACAUGUCGCAUCCGUAAUUUAAGCAUCUUCUGCAGGCUGGUAUCGCCGAGGCCGCCUGAGCUUCGGGGAGAGCUCUGGAGCCGCGUAGGGUCAGGGCCCAUUGCAUUGCGCCCAGGAGCCGGCCAGCCAAGCGUUACUGAUGCGUGACCUAUUUAGUAAGCGAUUAAUAUAAUCCAAUACUGUUCCGUCAGCGCCUAUAGUGAGCAGCUACAGUGCAUUGAGUCUCAUCUGGGGCCUUUCGGCGACCCGGUCAGAGCCCCCAACGUCGGAACUUUGCUGUCAUAAGUUACCAAUAGCCGUCCGCUUAUUGCGGGGAGCGCGGGAAGAUGGGGA